This is a messenger RNA of Tetrahymena thermophila SB210, 3238 nucleotides long. Its product is annotated as ubiquitin interaction motif protein. The transcript has 19 exons. Gene Ontology annotation, molecular function: RNA binding. NCBI's taxonomy places the organism in Eukaryota, Ciliophora, Oligohymenophorea, Hymenostomatida, Tetrahymenidae. Gene Ontology annotation, biological process: RNA processing. Gene Ontology annotation, cellular component: nucleus. The record is from RefSeq and is a predicted model, not a curated record.
AAUUAUUUCUAUCAAAAUAAAUGUUUGUUUUGAUUGAUAUUUAAUACUUAUUGAUUUGAUUAAAUUCGCAAAAUUUUAAGAUUUUUUUAGUACAAAGUCAUCAAUCAGUAUUAAAAUUUACAGUAAAAUAAAAUUACAAAAAAAGCGUAAUAGAUGAAGCAAACUUGCGUUGUUCCUGGUGGAAAACCAGCUUAAGCUAAAUUUGAUAUGGAAACGAAAAAAAUUUUAGAAAGCUAUGAGAGAGAAUUUGGUUGCGACGAAACAGAUUUUAAGCCUAAAACUUAGCAGCCACCUCUAUUUAUUAGGGGAGGAGUUCAAGGAUCAGAUAACAAAGUCACAGAGAAUGUUGAAAAAGGGUCUUUUUAUACACCAAGCACUCAGCUAUAAAAGUAAGCCGAAAAUGAAGAACUUAAUAUGGUCAAUGAAGAAGAACUCAAUCCUUAUCUUAAGUACGAAAAUAUGAGCAUGAGUAUGAAGAAAAAUGAAAAGACUAAAAACUAAGUAGACGAGUUCUUUUCUCAUCUGAAAAACAAGAACUAAAACCCAAUGUAGUUGCAAUCGAGGUCUAAAUCUUCUACUAAGCCUGAAUAGAAAAUGCCUAUUGUCAAAGAAAUGGAAAAAAGAGAUUUAUUUAAAGAGUCUGCAUACGAUUCAAUUGACAAUGUCAAAAGAUAUUAGUCUCAUGUGUUUACAGACAAGAGUAUCCCAACUCUCUGCUUAUAAAACCUAGAGCUUGAAGAGGAUGAGACUUAUCUCCUUCAAAUAUUUUAAAAGUAUGGCAAGAUAAAAUUUAUUAAAAGAAGAGCAAUCUACUUCCCUGAAUAACUUGAAGCUGAAAUUCUUGCAUAUAUUUCAUACGAAGAUUUAUCUUCAGCUAAAGCUGCAAUGGAAGGAGUACUUUAGGCAAAUCCUCAAUUAAAAUUUACAGUGAGAUACGGCUACGAACCAGAAAGCGAGCUUGGAGAUCUUUACAAGAUGCUAGCUCAUCAAUAUCAACAAACUUCCAAUUUUGAAGCUGACUCAAAUACAAGAUUCAAUGAACAACUUAGCAAAAUUUCAGUAUUCCAAUAUCCCGAGUAAGGAGAAGAAAAGAUCAUUCACAUUGAGCCUCCAAAAAAUGAAUUUAUACGUAAAUUAGUAGACAAAACAGCUAAAUAUGUUAUUCAAGAGGGAUUUUGGUUUGAAGAAAAGCUUAAAGAAUCUGAGAAAAAGAAUAAAGAAUUUGCAUUUGUUUUCAUUAACAAUUGCUACGAGCACCAGUAUUAUAAAUGGAGACUUUAUUCACAAUCAUAGGGCGAUGAUGAAAAAUCCUGGAGUAUGGACCCAUUUAAACUAUCUACAAAUGGACCUAUUUUCUAUCCACCCUAUACAGAAGAGAUGUAGAAAGAAAGAGAAAAAAGGAUAUCUAAAAGAACCCCGUAAGGUCUAUCUCCUAUUCCUUUUAAGGAAAGAGAUGAACUAGAACAAACUUUGAGAUAGCUGAGCUGUUUAAAGACGUCAAUUGCAGAUGCUAUGAUUUUAGUUAUGGAUCUACAUAAUUCUGCUGCAGAUGUAGUAAAUACUAUCUACUAAGCUUGUCUAUGCAUGAAAAAUAACAUGAAUUAAAUGAUUGCUUUGGUUUAUUUGAUUUCUGAUGUCUUGCAUAACAGUUUUUAGAUUGUCUGGUAAUUUCGUUUGUAUCUUGAAUGGGCUCUGCCAGAUAUUUUGGAGGUUCUAAAUUACACUUACAGAUAUAAUUUAGAGAGAGAUGCAAUUGGGGCACAAAACUUUAAAGAGAAAGUACUUCGUGUUUUGCAGGUGUGGAAUGACUGGGCUAAUUUCGAUUCGAAUUAUAUGAAUGGGUUGGAGAUUAUCUUUAAUUCUGAGCCUUUAGAUUUUAUUUUGCACAAAAUGAACUCAGUUACAAAUCAUAUAACCUUUAGAUUGUAAGUUUAUUGGGAGUAAAUUUAAUAGAUACCUUAUGAUAAGUUAGAAAGAGAGUCUCACAAUCAAGGUGUAAGCUCAAGGGGUAGUAUCAGAUAAAUAUUCAACCGCUUAAUAGUUAUUGAGUACUACAGACUUUAAAGACAGCUAAAAGGGAAUAGUGAGGAUAUUCAAAAAUUUAGCAAGGAAGAAGCAAUUUAGCAGAUGCAACGCUUCAACAAGAACGUCAUCAAUACAGUUGACCAUGAUUAUAUGAAAAAGGAGUUAGUUGAAGAGUGGACAAAUAUUGGUCUCUCUUUGCUAAUUUACAUUCAAGACAAAAAUAAAUUUAUUGAUGAAAACGACAUCGAUGGAUAGCCAAUAACAGAAUUUGAUGAAAUCUUCUUAGAAAUAAAAAAUAUUUCAAAACCUCAAGAGCCUGAAGUGUCUAAUGAUAUAUUUUAGAUCAUAGAGGAGGAGAAAGGUGAAGAAUACAAGGAAUCAGAAAUAAACGGUAUUCCAUUAACAGCAGAAGAAAUCAAAAAUAUUUAAAAUAAUACCUACUAAGUCAUUUCUGAAUUUGAAAUAUCAUUCCUCACAAAACCCAUACCAGCCUAAAGAGUGCACACAACGCCACUGCAACAAGCAUCUUCCAGCUCUUCCAAAAAGCUCUAAUCACAAAACCAAGAGGAUGAAAGAAAGACCUAGCCAAAAACUACUUAAUAGCAGUAAUCUUCAAGUACAGCACCUAUAUAGAUUGGAUAAAAAUAUCAAAAGAUGAACGUUCCCUCUAUUAGCUCUUAUAAGUAAGAAAAAUCAAACAUUUAUUCUUAGUCAGCUGCAGGUUUCGCCAGACUUAGAGGAAAUAGCAAACGUAAUGAGUCUAGUUCAUCUUCUAGCUCAAGAAGUAGAAGCAGAGGUAGAAAAUAAUCAACAAAAGACAAUAAAAAGGAUAGUAGAAGCAGAUCAAAAUCCUCCAGAAAAAGUUCUAAAAAUUUAAAAAAGGGAGACAGAAAAGGAAAGUAUUCUUCAAGUUCCAGCUCUUCAUCUUCAUCUUCGUCAUCGUCUUCCUCUUCUUCUUCUAGAUCUAAUUCUAAAGACUCCAAAAAUAAAAGAAGAAAAAGUUAAUAUGAUAAAAACUAAAAGAAGAGAUGAAAAAUAUCUGCUAAAAAAUUGAGAAAAACAACAAAUUUUUAUUUAUAAGUAGAAUUUUUCUAAUUUAAAGUAUGUUUUUCUUGUGAAGCAUAUUAAUCCAUUAUUUGUAAUUAGUAAUUAUCAAAAUCAUUGGUGUUAAUUAACUUCAUUUAUUACCACCAGUCUUAAUUUACUGAUAACA